AUAGUGGUACCAAGAAAUAAUAGUGGAUAGCGUACAGAAAACUAAAUAAAAGGUGACAGACAUCUUUAAUGAAUGACCAUGAAGAAAAAAGAAGGACAUCUGUCAAAUAUAAUUCAUUAUCAACGUGUUGUAAAUACAUGAAAUAAAGUCUCAUUGCUGUAAUAUUAUAAUAGAUAACUUACAUUGAAUUUAUAGGGUGUGCAAUAUCUUAUUGAAAUCAAUUGCUUGAUGAUACAUGUGAAGAGAUUAGUAAAUUUAUCCAUAAUACAAGAAAAUUACGAGUCAUAGAAAAACGUAAAUUAUUAGAAGCACGUCGAGAUAUAUUGGAACGUCGUAUUGAACUUCAAUCAUAUGAAAAUCAAUUUUUAUCAUAUGCAUUACGAAAUUUUUUUGCUAAAGUUGAUGCACCAGGAGAUCGUAAUGAAUAUUUAUUGGUUUUAAUUGAGGGUGUGGGUGUGGGUGUGGGUGCGGGGGCGGGUGAAGUUCGAUCAGCUGCAGAUCAACUUAAUGGUGGUCAAAUGCAACCUUUAUUAACAUAUUUUGAAAAUAAUUGGCUUUCUAAUAUCAAUUUAUGGAACGUAUCCAGAUGUGAUACGCGUGCCAACAACUUAUGCGAAGGUGAGGAUAUUCAGUAA
Messenger RNA from Rotaria sp. Silwood2, 635 nucleotides. Lineage: Eukaryota; Metazoa; Rotifera; Eurotatoria; Philodinida; Philodinidae. The record is from the annotation of a GenBank genome assembly.